Eptesicus fuscus (big brown bat) is the source of this 3438-nucleotide messenger RNA. It is a transcript of the gene ZNF75A, whose product is annotated as zinc finger protein 75A. The record is from RefSeq and is a predicted model, not a curated record. Bases 661 to 2496 code for a protein of 611 amino acids. Gene Ontology annotation, biological process: regulation of DNA-templated transcription. The transcript has 9 exons. NCBI's taxonomy places the organism in Eukaryota, Metazoa, Chordata, Mammalia, Chiroptera, Vespertilionidae.
GCGGGUUUCAGACACUUGCGUAGAAUCGGCCCCAGGUGGGCGAGGCGUCCCGUAGGUCCGUCGGCCCUGUCAGGCCUGUGACCUAGAAUCCGCACAUCUCGGGUCUCUGGACCCCCUUUGAGUGUCGAGGAGCCGAUAGCUGCGGUCCUUGAGAAGCAGCCGGAAGUGCGGCGACGUGCGGUUGAGCCGGAGGCUGAGGGAGCGGCCCUCAGGAAACUCAGCUGUCUGAGAUAUGAUAGGAAGCACAUCAAUGAACUCUUUGGAUAAUCCCCAAACUCUUUGGAGUCAUUGGGUGCCAACUUUCUCACCCACCAGUUUUCACCGAUUUAUUAUUUUUUUAAAGGCAAAGUCAUCAAUUGACAUUUGUCUUUUAUGAGCUGUCUUAUAGAUCAACUGAAUAAUAUAAAGAAAAGAAGAGAAACCAAGGGUCUGCCUGGCAGUUGAUUUUAAAGAGAAGGCAAAGCAGGAUGUUUUCAUUUUUCUCUCACAAUAAGUAGCAAGUAGUAAAGUUCAUGUGAUUUUCUUAUUGACCUGCUUUUUUUCUGUCCUCGGUGCCUUAGGAAGAAGAUUCUUUUAUUGAUUUUAUUCCAGACCAGACUGGGCCUUAGUUGUCAGAGGUGGUACUGGUGGUGUGCCCACAGGAACAACUGUUCCAGCAGAAUGAUGAUGGUAGAUCUGAAAGUGGCUGAGUACCUGAACCCUCAGAUCAGGGCUCUGUGGGAGACCAAGGAACCUGUGACAGAGAGCUCCUCUCAGAGUGAAAAAUAUACUGCACAAACGGACAGUCUCAGUCCUGAGAGCUUUCGCCAACACUUCCGGAAUUUCCACUAUCAUGAAGCAGCUGGACCCCGUGUGGCUGUUGGCCAACUUCAGGAAUUAUGCCGUCAAUGGCUGAGGCCAGAUAUACACUCAAAAGAAGAGAUCUUGGAUCUGCUGGUACUAGAACAGUUCCUGACCAUUCUGCCCAGGGAUACUCAGACCCAGAUAAAGAAGCACCACCUACAGAGCAUUGAAGAGGUUGUGGCCUUGGUAGACCACUUGCAGAGUGAAUCUGGCCAAACGAAGAAUGGGGUUGCAGUCCAUGUGCUGGGAAAGGAGGCAGUGCUCUUGGGAGAAACAGCAGAGACCUCAGGCUUCAAACUGAAGCCAGCAGAGUCCCAGCCAGUGGGCAGGUCCCAGGAUGAAGAAUUUUGGAAUGAAUAUCAGGAUCUACAACAGCUGAGCAGGAAUACUCAUAAAGAAACUGAGCCUAUGUGUGAGAGGGCUGUGCCUACUCACCAGAUCCUAGACUUUCCUGAGCAGACAAACAUCAAAGACUGGACAGUGGCUCCUGAGCUCAUCUUACCUGAGUGCCAGAGCUUAUUGACAUUUGAAGAAGUGGCCGUGUAUUUUUCCCAGGAAGAAUGGGAAUUACUGGAUAUCAGUCAGAAGACUCUCUACAAUGAUGUAAUGCAGGAAAACUAUGAGACUGUCAUCUCUCUAGCUGUGCCUACUCACCAGAUCCUAGACUUUCCUGAGCAGACAAACAUCAAAGCCUGGACAGUGGCACCUGAGCUCAUCUUACCUGAGUGCCAGAGCUUAUUGACAUUUGAAGAGGUGGCCGUGUUUUUUUCCCAAGAAGAAUGGGAAUUACUGGAUCCGGGUCAGAAGGCCCUAUACAAUGAUGUAAUGCAGGAAAACUAUGAGACUGUCAUCUCUCUAGCCAUAUUUGUGCUCCCCAAACCUAAAGUCAUCUCCUGUCUAGAACAAGGGAAAGAGCCAUGGGUUCAAGGAUCCACAGAGAUCAUGGACAGUCCUGGAGAGCUGCCUAUAGGGUUAAAGCUCAAAAAUGACACUGAAAAUCACCAGCCUAUAUGUCCUUCUGACUUAAAAAUACAAGCUCCUGGAGACAUAAUACCAAAAAAGGCCAGAGUGAAAGUUCCCCAGAAAACAGCAGUCAAAGAAAAUCAUGGUGAUAUACACAGGGUAAAUAUACACAGGCACCAAGACUUUACAGUGAAGAAAAGAAAGAAACUUUCAACCUGGAAACAAGAGCUGCUGAAACUUAUGGAUCGUCACAAGAAAGAACGUGCAGGAGAAAAGCCUUUUAAAUGCCAGGAAUGUGGGAAAAACUUCAGAGUUAGCUCUGACCUUAUUAAGCACCAAAGAGUUCACACUGAAGAGAAACCGUAUAAAUGUCCACAGUGUGAUAAGAGGUUUAGAUGGAGUUCAGAUCUUAAUAAACACUUAACAACACACCAAGGGAUAAAACCAUAUAAAUGCUCGUGGUGUGGGAAAAGCUUCAGUCAAAAUACAAAUCUACACACACACCAAAGAAUUCACACUGGAGAGAAGCCCUUUACAUGUCAUGAAUGUGGGAAAAAAUUCAGUCAGAAUUCCCACCUUAUUAAACAUCGGAGAACCCACACAGGUGAGCAACCUUAUUCCUGUAACGUAUGCAGGAGAAACUUCAGCAGGCGGUCAAGCCUUCUUAGGCACCAGAAACUCCACCAGUGAAGGGAAGAUCAUCCAGUGUCCUCAGUCUGAACAAAUUCACCAAGAGGAGUUCGACACUAAAGUUUAUGAAAAAAUAGAAAAUUAUGAAGCAUGAUUUUUUAUCAGUGGGAUAUUGCACAAAAAGGAAUUAAGUCCGACUCCGCAUGGGAUGAAUUAAGGUUGUACUACUUACUGUGUUUACUUAUAACCUACAGGGAAUUCCAUAGCAAGAUUGGUGUUCUAGGAACAUUCUAAAAAUGGAAAAAACUGUUUUAGGAUUGUACCUGCCAAAAUAUCAAAUUCAGCUUCAGAUAGCAGAUGAAGUCAUAAAAUCAGUCUUCUGUGGUCAUAGAGGUAAAUAGUGUUGGUUUUUUAUUGAUCUGCCCAGCCACUCCUAAACACUUGUGAUAGAAACAUUUGUAGCAUGGUCUUCCAAAACAAAAAGCAAUAAUAUGCUUGUUUAAUUGCAUACCAUUGUCUUCAAGGUAGCAAGCUUAAAAAUUUCAUUAGUUUCAUGGGAUAGAAAUGAAUUCUAAUGUAAAGUUUCCUAAGAACCUAAUUGGAUUUUCUUCCUCUCUCAUCAUUGGACUUUGUGUGAGUUUUUUCUUGAACUUUUUAGAAACUUUAGCUCUUGAAUCAUAUUAGCACAAAUUUUACUUUGAUGAAAUCAUAAUUUACUUCACCACUAGGGAAACUGCCAGAUAACUAAUAAUGCACUAUCUUAUGCAUCUCAUUGGUGGUAUUUGAAAAAAAGAAAAUCAUUUCUAAUGAGAUUAUAUGUAAACUAGUGGCCUGGUGCAUGAAAUUCAUGCACAUUAAAAGGGGAUUAAUUAGAGGAAAUAUUUUAAUAUUGCUAUUUGCCCUUUCUCUGUAAUAGAAGUGUCAGAGAUGAAAGAAAAUUAGUAAAUUGUAUCUGAAAAUCCUCCUGUCAGAGUCUGGGACACACCACAGGACCCAGAGUCA